Gadus morhua (Atlantic cod) is the source of this 2054-nucleotide messenger RNA. RefSeq names its product gamma-aminobutyric acid type A receptor subunit alpha1 (gene gabra1). Gene Ontology annotation, molecular function: GABA-A receptor activity; extracellular ligand-gated monoatomic ion channel activity. Gene Ontology annotation, biological process: monoatomic ion transmembrane transport. The transcript is spliced from 10 exons. Bases 580 to 1968 code for a protein of 462 amino acids. Lineage: Eukaryota; Metazoa; Chordata; Actinopteri; Gadiformes; Gadidae. Gene Ontology annotation, cellular component: membrane. The record is from RefSeq and is a predicted model, not a curated record.
GAGAGAGAGAUAAAAAAAACACACCAAGUGAUCCUUUUGAAAAUAUAAGAGGAUUUGAUUUUGUAGCCACUGAAAAGAGAUUAAAGCGACAGCAGUGGAAGUUGAAUUGUGCUGCAUGUGAAAACGGGCGGAUGGGUACUCGGAUCAGAUCGACCACCUCGUAGUCAAACUGAAUCCAUCGCCCUUUGCUUCUCAUCUGGUUAUGCAAGGACCUCGGCCUAGUGGACGGGAUCAGUGUUCGAGGCGAUGCUCGCCUUGUUUAAACUGGAUUUGUUAGUUGGGGAGAAUCAUUUUGUGGGCGACUGACUGGGAGUUGAACUCACCACCACCACCGGCAGCAGCAGCAGCAUCAGCACCAAUGCACGCGCUGCGAGAGACUUGCGCAUCCUCAGCAGCGUCAGCAGCCGCCGCUCAGCCUCCAGCUCAGACCCGUCAGAUCUGAGAUCACAGAGGGUUUCUACCCCUCGUUCAAUCCAGCCAGGGGAAAAAAAGAGAUUCUCAAAAGUUUGAGAAUAUAAAUAGCGAACACAGCAACAUACGUCCGACUCCGUGUACUUGAAGGGUCUACACACUGCAACGAUGCGUGGCCGGAGAAGGACAGCACUGCUGGGGUUGUGGGCCUGCGUGCUCCUGGCCGACAUCGCACUGGGUGGGAAAAGCUCUGGGCAGAAUGGCAUGACAGACGAGCAGAAAGACAACACCACUGUGUUCACCAAGAUCCUAGAUAGCCUGCUGGACGGCUACGACAACCGUCUGCGGCCCGGGCUAGGCGAGCGCGUAACCGAAGUCAAGACGGACAUUUUCGUGACUAGCAUCGGUCCGGUCUCGGACCACGAAAUGGAGUACACCAUCGACGUGUUCUUCAGACAAAGCUGGGUGGACGAAAGGUUAAAGUUCAAGGGCCCCAUGGCCAUACUGCGUCUCAACAACCUGAUGGCCAGCAAGAUCUGGACGCCAGACACCUUCUUCCACAACGGCAAGAAGUCGGUCGCCCACAACAUGACCAUGCCCAACAAGUUGCUCCGAAUUAAAGAAGAAGGCACGUUGCUGUACACAAUGAGGCUGACGGUGCGGGCUGAGUGCCCCAUGCACCUGGAGGACUUCCCGAUGGACGCCCACGCCUGCCCCCUCAAAUUUGGCAGCUAUGCCUACACCCGUGCUGAGGUGGUCUACGUGUGGACCAGGGGGGCCGCCCAGUCCGUGGUGGUGGCCGAGGACGGCUCCAGGCUGAACCAGUACGACUUGAUGGGACAGAGUGUGGAUUCUGGCGUUGUGCAGUCCAGCACAGGAGAGUACGUGGUGAUGACCACCCACUUCCACCUGAAGAGGAAGAUAGGCUACUUUGUGAUCCAGACGUACCUGCCCUGCAUCAUGACCGUCAUCCUGUCCCAGGUGUCCUUCUGGCUCAACAGAGAGUCUGUACCUGCCAGGACCGUCUUUGGCGUGACGACUGUCCUGACCAUGACCACACUCAGUAUCAGCGCCAGGAACUCGCUUCCUAAGGUGGCCUACGCCACCGCCAUGGACUGGUUCAUCGCCGUCUGCUACGCCUUCGUCUUCUCGGCGCUCAUCGAGUUCGCCACGGUCAACUACUUCACCAAGAGAGGCUACGCCUGGGAUGGCAAAAGUGUGGUGCCAGAGAAGCAAAAGAAGAAGAAAGAGUCUCUCCUGAAGAAGAACAACACCACGGCCUACCCUGCCGCCACCGCCACUGCGUUCGCCCCCAACAUCGCCAGAGACCCUGGACUGGCCACCAUUGCCAAGAGCGCCCCCCCGCCCCCCACCGAGCCCAAGGAGGAGCCCAAACCCAAGCCCCCCGAGGCCAAGAAGACCUUCAACAGCGUGAGCAAGAUCGACCGCAUCGCCAGAAUAGCGUUCCCGUUGCUCUUUGGGACCUUCAACCUGGUCUACUGGGCAACCUAUCUGAAUAAGAAGCCCAAGCUACAGGGGAUGAACAACCCCCACUAAUACCUAUUGUUCCACGUCUGCUUCAAGGCCUCUUUCUCGCGCGUUCUGUUCGUGUCUCUACUUACUCAACCCCCCCCCCCCCCCCG